Messenger RNA from Heterostelium album PN500, 2475 nucleotides. Its product is annotated as C2 calcium/lipid-binding region-containing protein. Lineage: Eukaryota; Evosea; Eumycetozoa; Acytosteliales; Acytosteliaceae. The record is from RefSeq and is a predicted model, not a curated record. Gene Ontology annotation, molecular function: GTPase binding. Bases 1 to 2475 code for a protein of 824 amino acids. The transcript is spliced from 5 exons.
AUGGGUAGAUCACAUAAAGGAAAAGAUAAAUUUAAAAAAGUAGCGAAUCUAAAAGAGUACAAUGGUGGCUCGUUGUUUGUUUCAUGGCGUCGUGGUAAUUCAAAGCUACAAGGAGAGACAUCGCAUGUCAUCGUCAGAAAUGCAGAGGCAACCUUUGAAGAGAAGAUCACUUUCGAAUCGAAAUUCUUUAUCGAUUCGAAAUCACAGAAGCCUGACGAGAAGAAGUUCUCAAUGACUCUAAAGGAGGAAAAGAAAAAGUCGUCGUCUGGCAAAGUACUCGGAAAGAUCGAACUUGAUCUCACAUCCUACAUGAACUACAAAUCAACGCAACCAGUCAAUCUUUCUUUCUCAAAGGGUAUUAAACCUGAACCAAUAUUGACAUGUACUUUUAAUACAAUUCCACUUAAAUAUAACGAUAAACCAUUGGUAAAGGUGCUAAACAAGGAAACAUCAUCGAAGGAUCCAAGAUUGGUAAAGACAAUCUCGGGUGAAGAUUACUUUUUGGACAAGACAGACUCUGCUUCCGAUACAUCUGUAGAUCACUCACAAUCUUCUGAUAUUUCAUUUAAUGAUUCAUUUGGUGAUGAUGAUCCUAACGAUGAUUUAGGAGAAUCAAAGAAAGAGUUGAGAGCACAGAUAGACCAGUUGACAAAAGAGAGGGAUCUAGCAGACAACGAAGCAUUCGAGAGACUUCAGAAAAUGAAAGAAAUGGAGACUGAAAUUGAAAAUCUAAAGAAACAAUACAAAAUAUUACAAGAGGAUAUCGAUUACAAAGAGAAGCUAAUCGAAUCGAUUCAAAAUGAAAAAGAUAAUUUAAUCAACCAACAACUUAUUGAAUCAUCAAAAGCUUUAAAUAGUAGUAAUGGAAUGUCAGAGAUUGAAGUAAUUAAACAAGAAAAGUUGGAAAAGAUGACAAUCAUUGCUAAUCAGGAGAAGGAGAUUGCAAAGUUGAAGAAGCAGGUGAAGCAGAGUCAGUUGUCAAAUAGCGAGUUGGGAUCGUUGACAGGUGCCGAUAUUCGUAGUAAAUAUACAUCGUUGCAACAGGAGAACGAGGAGAUGGAAAAGACAAUCGCAAAGCUCGAGAAAGAGAUCUCACAGAUGCAAGAGAAACUCAGUGUUGGUAUCAUACCGACAAGCAAGAAGAACGAUGCCUUCAAUGGAAACAACAGUAGCAAUGAGAUUGGUGUGGUCACCACCAAGUCUGGUGGAUCGGUCGACGAACUUCGUCGUCAAUCGCAAUCAUACAAACAGGAGCUCGACGAGAAGACACUGGUCGAGCGAACUAUCUUCUUGGCGGAACCACAAUUCAAAGGAAAUCUAGCAGUCUCUGGUAUUCACUUGUUCGACGGUCUUGUUGCACAAGGCAUUCUCAAGGACAACAAGAGCGGAACACGUUUGUUUUCAUCGAUUGGAAUAGCACUUGAGACAACACUGAAGAAGUGUACUAACGAUAAUAACCUGCUAGCCUAUUGGCUGUCUACGAGCUGUCUGUUGCUCGCCAAGAUUGAGGCGGCACAACAAGCCAGCUCCGACGACAAAGCCGGACUCUCGCCAAUCAGCAGUUUCGAAUACCAGCUGAAAGCCACCAUCUUCAAAUUCUACUCACGUCUUAUUCACAAUACAUAUGCACGCAUUUCACCCAUCCUAAUGAAAUCCAUUUUACAACAUGACAUUCACGCAUUCAAUAGCGGUCGACUUCAAAAGCGAAAAUCGGCACCGGACAUUCCAUCGCUCACCGCACUCAAAACACUGAUGAAUGGAACCAGCAGUAGUCCUGCAAUUCUAUCACCAUCUACAUCGAAACCAAACUCAACUGGUAGUGCUGCAUCAAACAACAACAACAACAAUAAUAACAGUUCAAUUCGUCAUAAUCAGUUCAACAGUAAUUCACUAUUAGAUAUUCUACAGGAGUUCUAUGAAAUCCUUAGACACAACUAUGUUCACGCCAAUCUUAUCACACAAUUCUUCUCACAGAUAUUCUUUUACACGAAUGCACUGCUACUCAACAGUCUCAACUCGAUCAAUGGAUUGUGUAGCACUGCCAAUGGUUUCCAAAUGAGAAUCGAACUCUCAAAGAUUCAAGACUGGGUUGCACUGGUCAAUCUUGAGGAAUCGAUCGUUCAACUCCAACAGAUGUUUGAAAUCACCAACCUGCUUGUUAUGGACAAGAAAUUGGUAUCCGACGCAGACGUACUGGAGCAAGUGAUUGCAUCACUACAACCACACCACGUACGUCAUAUCCUAACACUUUUCCAAACCGAUCAGAUCAACGGUGAUCCAAUACCAUCGGGUGUAAUGAAGGCAAUCGAACACAUCAUCGCCAAGAGUGGCGAACAACAACCGGAAACCUAUGAUAUCGAUCUCACAUACAUGAACCAACUCUCAUUGGACUUCCUCAAGGAUUCAAGCUAUCGUGCAUCUGAUAGACGUGAAAUUGGUAGAACUAAUACUAGUAAUAGUUUAUUAAAAAGAUAG